Molecule: messenger RNA, 480 nt
Organism: Cooperia oncophora
Lineage: Eukaryota; Metazoa; Nematoda; Chromadorea; Rhabditida; Trichostrongylidae
Source: the annotation of a GenBank genome assembly
AUGUCACAGGACUCGAAGUCAGCGCCAGUCUUGAAACACAAGACCGCACCUCGGAAAGCUGAAAUUAACCCGGUUUUUGAUGAGAUUCUCCAGUUUCCUCGGAUUAGCAAAUCUGAAGUGGAGCAACAUCGACUAAAAGUCUCUGUGUGGCAUAAAGAUCUUCUCACCCAAAAUUCCCUUAUCGGAGAGCUUGGUUACAAUGAUCACGUUUUAAAGACGAUGAUAUCGUUACGAGACCACGAUUGGGAUUCUCCUCCGAGUCCCGUUUGGUACCAGUUGGAGGCGAAGUCGGAGAUUCCUCCGGAUCCAUGUCCAUGGAAAACGGCUACUGCGAAUGUCCACAUUCGCCUGACAUUCUCGCUGUGGGAUCGGGAACGUCGGAUCGGCCCCCUCUCACUGCUGUUACGAGACGCGCACUUUUCCGAAAUGCCUCAAAUUCUAGCAGCACAUCGUCACGCAACUCUCGUGGCGUCCGCGUGA